Diachasmimorpha longicaudata is the source of this 2125-nucleotide messenger RNA. RefSeq lists its product as uncharacterized. NCBI's taxonomy places the organism in Eukaryota, Metazoa, Arthropoda, Insecta, Hymenoptera, Braconidae. The coding region runs from base 28 to 1518 and encodes 496 amino acids. The record is from RefSeq and is a predicted model, not a curated record. The transcript has 2 exons.
AUAUCAGAUAAUUCAAGUGGGUCCAUCAUGAAAAUUUCACUUCGUUCACUUUUGCCUGUAGUACUUCUGGCCACUGGGUCAUGGAUUAGCCUAUCGUGUGCUAAUCCUGUCGUGCCCACCAAAGAAGUAGUCGAUCCAGAAGGAAUCUCCAAAACAGUUGGUAACGCCGAUAUUUCUCAGAUUUCAGCCGAUGGAGCAGGUGGAUAUGCUGAUGCAUCUGCUAAAUCUACAGGACAUCUAUUCAGAACAAGACGGUCUCGCAAAAAUUAUGUGGCAGCUGAUGAAGAAAAGCUUUGUCCAUGUCUGCAACCGAAUUUUAAAUUCAAAGGAAGCGAAAUUCUCCUAAGAAUUCUUCAGGAUAUCUCCAAAUUCCUGUCGUGCGCUCAACCAAGCCUCGAUGACUUGCGCGACGUAAACUGGCCAAUCCUAGGAGAUAAAGCCUCCGACGGUAAGGGAGGACUAUCACUUCAAAAUUUAGCAAAGUCCCUCCUUAAUGACUUCAUAUCAAUUCUACUAACUCUGGUGAAUCAAUCGACUGAUGGAUCAGCUGACGUAUCCAAAGAAACAUCGCCAAACGACCUGGAUCCUGUAGACUAUGAGGCCGAUAUCACCAUCAACCCUGAACUAGAAUCAUUGAUCGAAAGCUCGGAUUCUGACGAGGAUAGUGAUCUAAGUGAUGUCCUCUUGGAACUGAUUGGAUCCCUUGAAAAAUGGCUGAAUUCCGAGCACAAGCCGAUCGAAAUGCUACUAAACUUUGAAGAGCAAAUCGUAAAACUGUCUCCAGAGGACUAUAAAAUAAUCGCAUCCCGAGCAAAUAGUGAUCCUAGAUGUGCGCUUCUGGUAGAAAAGAAAUUGAAAACCAUUCGUUCGUUAUCUGCUCUCACCCGAACGACCAUAAAUGUGCUCGCUGCACUGAUGGGCGCAUUGAAAGAGCUGCAAUCAUCAAUCAACACGCCCAGUAGCUUAUGCUCAAAUCUUGAUAACCAUAAUCCUACAUUAUCAUUGUUUAGUGUUAGUGACAUCCUCACUGGAAAAAUUCGUGCUGCUUUGCAAUCAAGUUCAUCGUCGGGAGAAAUGUGUCUGCCCGUAGAUAAGGUCACCUCAUGGAUUUCUCUGCUAAUUGACGAAUUUCCCCAGUUAGCAACCAAGACCGCACCAUCACGCCCACUCGCCUCAAGCUCUUCUGAUUGCAAGACCGCACCAGCGAUUACUAUAUCAGUUGAAGAUUCGAAUAAAUGUGGGCAAUCGAAUUCCAAGCCUGCAGUAAUAAUCAGUUCUUCGAAUUCGCGUGAUGUUAAAGUGAUAACGGAUUCUCGUGAUAACCAGUCGAGCAAUAAGAACCCCAAAUCACCGGUGGCCCCACCGGUACUGCUGUCAUCAAUUCCUAAGACUGAGGGAGCGUCACCACCAGCUCCUUCAGUGAGUGCAGUAAACACAAAUAAAUAUGGUAGUUAUGGGAAUAAUCAAUCAGACGAGGAUGACGAUAGCGAUGAAGAUGAGGAUGACGAUGAGAAAUAAGUCAGCGCACCUCCAGUUCUGUCUUGGGAGGAGUCUGAUCAGUAUUUUGAUUGUUUUGAAUGAUGAUCCUCAUGAGAAUCUGCUAAUUACGAUUAAACGUGGACAGCAGCUUCAAUCAUUGGCACAUCCUUCAUCAUCAGGGACUGAAUCUCAGUGGUAUUCUGACCAUUCUACAAAUAUUAAGAAUUAGUAGUGUGUUGUCCAAUUCGAAACUGUGAGAAGGGGUUUGACUAAUUUUUUAGAAAAAUGAAUAAUAGUUUUAAUGUGGCAAUUGCAGUAGUUUUGUAAGUCAUAGAAGUCUGAUAAUCAUGUAGUUCGUUGACAGACGAUGUAACUUAUUGUUGGAGGGGAAUCCAACUUUUUUAAAGAAUAAUAAAGGGUGGGAAAAUUCUAUUCGUUCAGAGUUGGUUUUUUGGGGGCAGAAAAAUGCUCUGAAAUUUUGAGUCUGAUCAUCAAAAUUACCUGGCGUCUUAAUAUGCCAUCGUCAGAGAUGAUAAUUGAUCUGAAGUACUUAAGCAGAUUGUCGUGCAUGUAGAUGGUAAUGUUAAUUAUGAGUUAAUCAGUUAAUGUACAAUUAUGUCUGAAUAAAGCAUUAUGAUAUAAUGAA